Molecule: messenger RNA, 1401 nt
Organism: Sinocyclocheilus grahami
Lineage: Eukaryota; Metazoa; Chordata; Actinopteri; Cypriniformes; Cyprinidae
Product: OTU domain-containing protein 6B-like
Exons: 8
Biological process (GO): protein deubiquitination
Molecular function (GO): cysteine-type deubiquitinase activity
Source: RefSeq, a predicted model, not a curated record
AUUGAAUCCCUGCGCUUGGCAUGCAGAUCGAGCAGUACGCCUUUGAAGCGUCUAAGCUGCCGCAAAUCACAGAAGAAGAAGAAAGAAGAAGAAGAAGAAGACGACUUGCAGAUCAAUGGAACUGAGAAUCAACUGAUUUCUCUCCAUUUUAUUGCUCUGAAUGUUUCUUUAAUUUUGACAUGGAGGAAGUGGAGACAGCAGAGGAGCUGUUAGCUAAACAGCAUCGCAAUGAAAAGAAAGACUUGCAAGCAAAAAUACAAAGUAUGAAAAAUGCUGUUCCCAAAAAUGACAAGAAGAGGAGGAAACAGCUGACUGAAGACAUCCCAAACUAGAGUUAGAACUCACUCAAAAACAUCGAAAAUGAGCUCGAACAACUUCAGAACUCUUCCUUGGUGCAGGAGGUUUCAAAUGCAGUGGAUUUCCUGAGUUUGGGAAAUAGUGAUGGGAAAAAUAACGAUUUAAGCAAGCAAACUCGGACAUCUAAAGCCCAGAAGAGACGGGACAAAAAGGCUGCUUUUGAGAAGGCGCUGGAGAGCCAGAUUGCUGAGGUGGAAGUGGAGAAUCUCACUGGCUCCCGUCAUCAGGAGGGUCUGAAGCUGAGACAGAAGCUGAUGGAGAGGCACCUGCAGAUCAGAGAGAUCUCCUCUGAUGGUCACUGCAUGUACCGCGCCGUGGAGGAUCAGCUGACGGAGCGAGGCGCCACUCUCAGCCUUAAAGAGCUUCGGGCUCAAACAGCUCAGUACAUGAGGAGCCAUGCAGAUGACUUCCUUCCGUUCCUCACUGACCCCAAUUCAGGAGACAUGUACACUGCUGAUGAGUUUGAGAAGUACUGCAAUGAUGUUGCAGACACAGCUGCUUGGGGCGGACAGUUAGAGUUAAAAGCCCUUUCACAGGUCCUACAGCUACCGAUAGAAGUCAUUCAGGCAGAAUCGCCCUCUAUUAUUAUUGGUGAAGAAUAUGUCAAGCCACCAAUCACACUCGUUUAUAUGCGGCAUGCGUGUGGACUUGGUGAGCACUACAACUCUGUGGAGCCUCUGAAAGACUUGGCAAAUGAGGAAGAGGGCUGAGCCAAUCACUGACACAUUCAUAUAUGCAUCUGUGCAUAAUUAGCCUGUAGAAGUGGACCUUCUGGAAUUUGAUUCUGUUUUGCUAGGAUCAGUGGAUUCGGUCAGGAUGCUCACAGAGGAUGAUGAAAUAACACAUGCUGGUGACUUCAAUUGCAGUGGACAAGCUUAAUGUAAUAGUCCAUGCUUUGCCAGUGUUAUUCAUGAAUAAACUGUUAUGUGCUUUGUGUUAUUCUUGAAAACUGCAUAUCUGCAAGCAAUUUACUUGGAAGGUAAUGAUACACGGGGCAACUUUUUGAGCAAUGUUGCUGGCCAAUCUUGCCAUCAACGGGCAACC